AAGAAUCAAACAAAAUCUCCUAGACAGGGCGAUAUGCGCACCACUACAAGAACAUCCCCAUGGGUCCACGGCGGCGGUAGUGGCCGUGCAGCGCAGUGAAGAGCCCUCCCGCGCCGCGCCACUUCACGGGUCCACGACGCGGCCUGGUGGAACCGGUCCACCGCCACCGCCACCUCCACCUCACGGACGCCGAGGGCCGGGCCGGCGCGGCGGCAUCCGCCGCCGGAGGAGGAGGAGGAGGAUGGCCGAGAAGGCGGUGGGGAACGGGCCCAGGACGAGGGCCCGGGGCGGGCUCGCCGCGGCCUCCGCGCCGCCGUCAGCCAGGAGGCUCUCUGCGGUGUCGUACACGGCGGCGCCGAAUCUGACCAAGAAGGUCCCUGACCCGAAGGUUGUGAAGCCAGCCAGAAGAACGACACCGGUCAAGAAGCGGCCGCAGGUAGAUCAGGCGCAGAAGCAGAGAGAAGAGCUUGCCGCUUUGCAGGAGCAGCUUGGUGGCCUGCAAAAGAAGUUGCUUGAGAAAGAUGAGGCUUUGAGAUCUGCCGAGCAUCUGAUUAGCCGGAUCAGUGCGGCAAACGCCGCUGUUGAUGAACUGAGAGGACAACUUUCUGAGAAGGAAUCGCUGAUUGAGUCCACUGGAUCAGAAUUGCAUGGUGCAAAGAUUCAAUUGGCAGAGAAGCAAGCUGCCCUGGAGAAGUUAGAAUGGGAGGCAAAGGUGUCAAGUACAAAGGUCGAAGAACUCCAAGUAGAUGUGGCCUCCAUGGAUGUUGAAAUCUCUGCUCUAAUGAAGCUAUUUAGAAAAAUAACAGAAAAUGAUCGAACCCCUUAUCCGAGGGAGAGAACCGAUGAUUCAUCUUUGGAAUGUGAACCGGUUCAACUUGAUGAAAUAGCUGGCGAUAUCGACAUGGAGAAGAUGGAGCACGAAAUGUCGGCGUAUGUUACAGCUCUAGCUGCCGCGAAAGACAAUCCUACUGACGAGUUCCUGAAGGCAGUAACCGAAGCAAGACUAAAACUCCAAGCCUUUGUACUCUAACUCAGGUGCCUGGAAUCACUGACCAUGCCCUUGAACUACCCGAAGGAGCAGCUCUAUUACGCUGUGCCAAUCACUGUGUUAGGCCGAUGACAUGAUGCAUCGAAGCUGACAGCUCUUGCUUCUGGAUCUCACAUUACAGAGGAUCCAUGUUUGUGUUGUGUCGUUUUGGGUCUGGUCGAUGAUGUCUCUGAGCUUCUUGUUGUAACUUUGUAAGCUAUAAGAACUGUAUGACCGAACAUUUUAGUAGAUGUCACACGUACCAUUUUAGUGAAAUGAACACCAGGUGGGUUCAGCUUGCCUGAACGACCCAAUUAUUCUCA
Messenger RNA from Oryza brachyantha (malo sina), 1350 nucleotides. RefSeq names its product protein MICROTUBULE BINDING PROTEIN 2C-like. The record is from RefSeq and is a predicted model, not a curated record. Gene Ontology annotation, biological process: plasmodesmata-mediated intercellular transport. Gene Ontology annotation, molecular function: microtubule binding. Bases 242 to 1030 code for a protein of 262 amino acids. The transcript has 5 exons. NCBI's taxonomy places the organism in Eukaryota, Viridiplantae, Streptophyta, Magnoliopsida, Poales, Poaceae.